Molecule: messenger RNA, 880 nt
Organism: Callithrix jacchus (white-tufted-ear marmoset)
Lineage: Eukaryota; Metazoa; Chordata; Mammalia; Primates; Cebidae
Source: RefSeq, a predicted model, not a curated record
CAAAAUAUUGAUCGGGACUUUGCUGUGAAGAUGGCGUCGGGCAGCGGGACAAAAAACUUGGACUUUCGCCGAAAGUGGGACAAAGAUGAGUACGAGAAGCUCGCCGAGAAGAGGCUCACGGAAGAGAGAGAAAAGAAGGAUGGAAAACCAGUGCAGCCUGUCAAGCGAGAGCUUCUACGGCAUAGGGACUACAAGGUGGACUUGGAAUCCAAACUUGGGAAGACAAUUGUUAUUACCAAGACCACACCUCAAUCUGAGAUGGGAGGAUAUUAUUGCAAUGUCUGUGACUGUGUGGUGAAGGACUCCAUCAACUUUCUGGAUCACAUUAAUGGAAAGAAACAUCAGAGAAACCUGGGCAUGUGUAUGCGUGUGGAACGUUCCACCCUGGAUCAGGUGAAGAAACGUUUUGAGGUCAACAAGAAGAAGAUGGAAGAAAAGCAGAAGGAUUAUGAUUUUGAGGAAAGGAUGAAGGAGCUCGGAGAAGAGGAGGAAAAGGCCAAAGCAUACAAGAAAGAGAAACAGAAGGAGAAGAAAAGGAGGGCUGAGGAGGACUUGACAUUUGAGGAGGAUGAUGAGAUGGCAGCUGUGAUGGGCUUCUCUGACUUUGGUUCCACCAAGAAGAGUUACUGAGGCUUUCUAUGCUUGGCCUAACUUUGGCCUAUGCUGGACCUAACUUUGUGUGUGUGUUUGUGGUGGUGGGUAAUUUCUUUUUGGGUAAUGGUAAAGUCCUUAAGAGUGUCAAUGGGGAGGGACAGAAGUUGGGGCUCAUGGUUUCCUCUACUUUGGGAGAGGACAUAGAUUGCAGAGGUAAUGCUGUGGCAUAUUCCUUCAGCCUCAGUAUAUCACUGGAGUCGUAGGAUCCCUGCCCACCUGAGUUCCC